Messenger RNA from Papilio machaon (common yellow swallowtail), 2959 nucleotides. RefSeq lists its product as uncharacterized. The transcript is spliced from 6 exons. NCBI's taxonomy places the organism in Eukaryota, Metazoa, Arthropoda, Insecta, Lepidoptera, Papilionidae. Gene Ontology annotation, molecular function: protein binding. The record is from RefSeq and is a predicted model, not a curated record. Bases 247 to 2790 code for a protein of 847 amino acids.
AAUCUGGUAUCGGUUUGGUGGUGCGGGACUUCACCCCGAAAAUAUUAUUAAAAGCGAAAUAUUAUACUAAAGUUUUUAACAUUUUAUAGUGGUUACCUAAUUUUGGAGAAGUGUAUAGUGUUAAUGUUUAUAGUGAUAACUAUUUAAUAUGUAGUCUAUUUAGUAUUGACUAAUAAUUUAUAAACCUUUUGUUUCUGGGCUAAGGUUAAGUGUGUGAUUUAUUACCACAUCUGUGUAUUUCUAAACAUGAAUAGCGAUAAAAGAGCUCCUAUUAUCUUGAAAAAGAACAAUAUAUCCUUGUUUAAGAGAAAUUGUUUAACUAGAGACUCGACGUUAUUUCAAUGUAUGAAUAAGGCUAAUUCUGUUGUAGUGAAAGAAGAUGUUAUUUAUACGUCAACGCCAGGAGAUUUUUUAAAGGGGGAAUACCCUGAUUUGAUCAUCAUAAAUAGGUUAAAUAUAUUUACAAACAGCAGUCGCACAACUGCGAAGUAUAGAUGUGGGGCAUCUAGUAUCAUUGAACGAACAUCCGACGAAGUGACAAAACUGAUUGGCCAAAAGAAUUACGACACUCUCUUUGCAGCGUUAUGUUCAGUCAUCAGCCAGGAGUAUAGGAUACAGGGAAUUCUUGCUUUAUUAACAGUUCAGAAAAGCAACAAAACUGUUUCUUGUCAAAGUGAUAUAACAAAUUCUGAUACGAGGGUAGAGCUAAGUAAUAUUUCAUGCCAAACAGAUGAAACUUGUUUUGAUCUUAUACAAAGACUGAAACAAAAGAGAAAAAUAAGAAAACCACAGCAAACACCUUACGUUGUACAAGAACCAAACAAGGUAAAGAAACUUGUCAUAAUACCUAAGCACUUUAAGGACACCCGUAGGAUAAUUGACAUAGAAGAGAAAUUAAAGAAAGAAAACACUGAUAAUCCUGCAGAAGAAAGUUUAGAUCAGGAUAACGAGUAUAUAAAUGAAAAAGAAACAGUUUGUGCUUUAAAAUUUCCUCUAGAAAAUAGUGCCUGUGUUGAAAAAGCUACAAAUAAUGUAUUGAAGGACAGUGGUCAGGCGAUUAAAACAGAAAGUGGCAAUGAAACUAGUUUCCCAGAAUUAAGGCAAUUUGUUGAUGAGGACAGUAAUAUAUCAGAUAUAAGUUGUGGCAAGAUAUCUAUUAACAGCUUGGGCAUACCAAAUCUAGUAGAUAAUCCAAUUGAUAUAUUAGUCAACAUUGAUAAACAUACUCAGGAGUCUGUGAGCCAACAGGGAACUACGCUUACUAUGCUUGAUGGUACACAAGUAGGAAUACACGGCACAUUUGAAGAUUAUUUCCAUAUUGCAAAAGCGGAGACACUAAAGACUUUAAGUCCAAGUGAACGGUCUAAAGUGAUGUGGUAUCAAGCAUAUAUUGAUUGGAAAUUAUGUUUAGUGAAAGAUGAAGAUGGUAAUUUGCCAAUUCAUAUGGCGGUUUUAAGCAAUGACAUAGACCUGCUGCGGCGGCAGUGCGUUGUGUUGAAAAGUAGACAGGAAUCAGUGGACUUACCUGCAAGCGGCAAUGUUACGGCUCUCCAGAUGUCUAUAUCCCAGGACUAUGCAUCAUGCACCGCCGUACUUCUGCAGUAUGGCGCUAACCCUCUGGUCACUGACGACGACCAGCGCACCGCUGUCCAUCUCGCCGCAGAGAUGAGCCCCGACCACUUGAAAGCGAUCAUAAACUGCUGUCGGAAUAAUGCGCGAUACAUCCUUGAGGAAAAUGAUUGCUGGAAACCAGAGUUCGAUACAAUGACGCCCGAGGACCUCGCAAAAUAUCUCUUAUCAAAAGUAUACUUAAUGUACGAUAGUCAAGGUUACACCCCCUUAAUGCUUGCCAGUAAGCAAGGAAACUACGCCAACGUUGAAUUGUUGCUGGAAUCUGACACCAGUACUGUUAACUUGCCGAUGCCCAAUUGUGGCAACACCGCGCUCUAUGAAGCCGCCGCGGCCGCUUGCAUUGACGCUGAGAAAAGAUCCAACAAAUCCCAAAUAGCUGAAAAUUAUCUGAAGACAAUUGAAACUUUAAUAAAACUAGGAGCUGAUCCCAGUAUAGAAAAUUGUUCAGGUCACUCCGUUAAUCAUCUACUCAAUGAAAUAAGCAACCGAGAGUUGUCAAUGUUAGUCGCAAACACAAUUGUCUCAUUGAAAUAUUCAGAUUACGAUAGCGAUCUGAAGAAAGAUUUCAAAUCAUUCAUGUUGGUGAAAGAACAAGAUGGGGAUGUGACUGUUAAAGAAUUAAAUAAAGAAAAAAUACAAAUAACAUCGAAAGAUAACGUUAAAAUUUCUCCCAUAGCGAAACAAAAAGUUACACCUUCGCGUAAAAUUAUACCAGUAGAUAAAAACGAUUUUAUUAAUAAAACUUCAUCUAAAAUAAAAAAACAUGUGAUAAUUCCAUACGACAAAACUAUUAAACGUAAAGUAGACCAAGAAGGAGGAAAUGUUGGCGUUUCAACUGAAGUUAAUAAAAAUAAAAAGAUUAAAAAUAUUAUAAUUGUACCCGCACAGAGUGGUAGUGGAUAUGUGAAAAAUAUAAAAAAUAUGACAGAAAUAAAUAAAAUACAAUCAAAUCAAAUUCAUAAGAGGAAAAUCUUAAAAGUAUCAAGAAUCGAUUUAAACAAUGCGAUUAAUUCAUUAAACGUAUCAAAUGCAAAUGUCAUAGGAAAUAAUGUGAUAUCAAUAAGCAAUACGACAACGGCUAAAAAAACUCAAAGUACAAAUGAACCAACUAAUACUGCUUUGCCGAUAAAAAAGCAAAAAAGAGAUAUACAAAAUUAAUAGACUGAGUUUCCAUUGCUGAAAAACUUGUAUAAAAGCAUAAAUAUAACUCGACCAGGAAUAUAAAAUCCUCACCCCUAAGUAUUGAAGAAGGUCCCUAUCACAGAUUUUCCUUUAUUCCGUUUUGAAGAGUAAAAAAUAUACAUUUUUUAUAAUUUACAUGACAUUG